AGCCUCUGUUUAUACUCGACUCUCCCGGGUCGAGUUCUGUGCCGCGACAGCCGACAGCCGAUAGCAGCGAUCCGCGACAUCAACAACUGUUUCGUACCCUUCGUUAUCAGCUGAAGUAUCCUUCCACCACCGGGUGCGUUCGGGGUGUACUUUUCACAUACGAAAGAGCGACGGCAGGACACACCAGCACACAAGAUGCAUACCGUAAUGACCCGCGGUAACGCUAUUCUAGCGUACUCGCUAAGCGUACUGUCCGUGCUUACGUUUUGCUGCUUUGCUUCCACGUUCUUCUACGACUACCGCACGGAGGCGCGAAUCAACACGGUGAAGGUGCUGGUCAAAAAUGUGCCAGAUUUCAGCGCUUCGCGGGAGAAGAACGAUCUCGGCUUCAUCACGUUCGAUCUCGGCACCGAUCUGAACCCGCUGUUCAACUGGAACGUGAAGCAGCUGUUCCUGUACCUGACGGCCGAGUACACCACGGAGCAGAACGCCCUCAACCAGGUGGUGCUGUGGGACAAGAUCAUUCUGCGGGGCGAGAACGCCAACCUGGACUUCAAGAACAUGAACACGAAGUAUUACUUCUGGGAUGAUGGCAAUGGUUUGAAGGGACACCGGAACGUGACGCUUACGCUAUCGUGGAACAUCAUCCCGAAUGCCGGACUGUUGCCGAGCGUGUUUGCCCACGGGCAGCACUCGUUCAAGUUCCCCGAGGCUUACAUCGAGUCGCCGGUCUAGUCGAACGGUCGCCGGUAGCCGCUUGUGUGUACCCACACUUUUCCUCUUGUUUCCAUCAAAGAGUGUAAC
This is a messenger RNA of Anopheles gambiae (African malaria mosquito), 804 nucleotides long. RefSeq names its product signal peptidase complex subunit 3 (gene Spase22-23). The transcript is spliced from 4 exons. Bases 196 to 735 code for a protein of 179 amino acids. Lineage: Eukaryota; Metazoa; Arthropoda; Insecta; Diptera; Culicidae. Gene Ontology annotation, biological process: protein targeting to ER. Gene Ontology annotation, cellular component: signal peptidase complex; membrane. The record is from RefSeq and is a predicted model, not a curated record.